This is a messenger RNA of Populus euphratica (Euphrates poplar), 1742 nucleotides long. RefSeq names its product Regulator of Vps4 activity in the MVB pathway protein. Bases 1 to 1182 code for a protein of 393 amino acids. NCBI's taxonomy places the organism in Eukaryota, Viridiplantae, Streptophyta, Magnoliopsida, Malpighiales, Salicaceae. The transcript is spliced from 5 exons. Gene Ontology annotation, biological process: protein transport. The record is from RefSeq and is a predicted model, not a curated record.
AUGAGCAAGAGGCUGAUAGAGCAACUUCAGCUUCAUCUGGCUGCACAAAAGCACAGGAAAGAGUCAAUCAUAAGACAAUCGCGUGCCGACAUCGCUCAGCUCCUUCAGAAUGACCGGCUUCAGCAAGCCUUAACGAGGGCCCAGCAACUCUACAAGGACCAAUGCCUAUUGGCUGCAUAUGAUCAGAUCAACCAAUUAUGUGGAUGUAUCAUCACCAGUAUGCCCCACAUUAGCCAACAACAAGCCUGGCAUUGCUUGCCUAUUGAUGUCAGCCAGGCAAUAUCAAACUUAAUAUUUGCUUCCUCAAGAUGUGGUGACCUGCCAGAGCUACACAUGCUGCGAAGCCUGUUUAAGAUUCGUUAUGGAAGCAAAUUUGAGACUACCAAUGUUGAAUUAUUGCCUGGAAAUCUUGUGGAUUCCGAAAUGAAAGAGAACUUAUCUGUGAAUUCAGUGCCAGAGGAUGUAAAGCUAUGGCUAAUAAACGGAAUCUCUUAUGAGUACAAUAUUCAUCUGGGAUUUCAGAAUUUUGGGCAUAGUUUCAGACCACAAUGGCAGGAGAAAGCUGAAGUUUUGGAUUUGGACAUCCAAGAUAUUUGCAGUGACAGCGAUGAGAGUUCCAUACCGGCUUCAAAACCCAGGACACCAACAAAAACAAAGUCACUUUAUAAUGAUAUGGACAGAAGCAGUACUGAUAGUCUGGGUAGAAGUCAUAUCAAGACUAAGAAAAAUGAAGUUUUAAUCAGAAAUCUUGAAGCACCAGCAACUAGCACUUCAUCUUAUGGUACCCUUCCUUUUCAUCAGACAUCUUUUAUCUAUCUUGAUGAUAUUGAAGUGAAGUCUUUGAGUCAAAGUCACAGCAGCAGUAAGAAAGCUCCUAGAAGUGUGGUAGACUCCUGCAAUAGCAGUGCAAGCCCUAGUAGUGUCAGUAAUGUGACAAAAAGGCCAGCCAAGCCAAGGUUGGUUAAGAAACCUGUACCUCCUCCCUUGAACAAUGAACAUUACCGAAUUUCAGUCAAAGGUCGAAGUUCCUUAGAUAGUUCAAUUAAUGAAUGGAAAGGGCAAAGUGGAAGCUCAUCUAGCUCAAGCCAUGUCCACCCAAAGCUCCCAAACUAUGAAGAUGUAGUAGCUAAAUUUACAGAUAUCAAGGCAGAAUAUAGGCACCGCAAAAGCUUCUGUUAUUGAAAACUUAAAGAGGAUGUAUUGGCUAGACUUCUUGCUAUCACAUUUAUCAGCUGUCUAAUCUAAUGUCUUGUGAACCGUGGUAGGGUUUAAUGAAGAAAAAUGCAAAUCCUUCACACUACCUAAUCAACAGUACCCUUGACUACUUUCAGUGAAUUCCUGUUAUUUUAACGAUUGAAGUUGUACAGCAAUUGUUGAUGGUUAUGUGGGUUCAUGCUGCUGUCUUCAUUAUCAGAUAUUACAAAUCCCAAGUUCCAAGUACGAAUGUAAUAGAAUAAAUUGUAAGCUCAACAGUGCUUACAGAUCUCCAAAGACUUGUUGUUCAAGAUAAAUAACUACCAAGCUAAGGAACAAUGCCUCAUCAUGGAAUGCAACUAGUCGUUGAGAAUAAAUGAAUGCAUUGCACCAAACAAUAAAAGCACCAGGGAGUUCUGGGUAUGCAUACAGACAGAAAUUUGAAUGAAUAUCACAGGUGAUUCAAAAACUAUUCCGUGUAUGAUAUACAGACCCAAAAUACACACCAGAUAAAAGAAUUAACUCUUUACACCCUCAACCUAGCAAAU